AUGGUGGCGCUGGGACGAGCUUUGGGCAACGAACGCUUGCCGGCGGAGCCAGGCAAGCCUUCACCACGGGAGGAAGUCGACCGUUGCGCGGCAGAGCUCAAGAUGGCUGCUGGUGACGAGAUCGCAGCCAACGCCGCUGCAAUCGCGGCGAUGUUUGCCGCGAUCACUAUCCCAGUGGAUGCGAGCGGCCACAGCAGCCCGGAGUUGGCUCGCUUGCAGCCGGUGAUGAACCGGAUUGUGCGCUGGGCCAACUACACCAAGGCCGCGGUCCGGCCGCUGCGGUGUUGCGCGAGGCGCGCCACAGCCUAG
This is a messenger RNA of Symbiodinium necroappetens, 309 nucleotides long. The record is from the annotation of a GenBank genome assembly. NCBI's taxonomy places the organism in Eukaryota, Dinophyceae, Suessiales, Symbiodiniaceae.